ACAGCGGCGGCUGUAGAGGCGAGCGCGGUUGUUGCCGAGCGGUUGGGGAGGGAGAGGUUGGGUUGGCGGUGCCGCCGCGCUACUGUUGUCGCGGGGGCCGCCGGUAAACGCCAGCGAGGCUGCGGCCGUGCCCCGCUCCCGUUGCGGGCGGUGCGUGCGCGGCUGCCCGAGGUCGCGGGAGGCGGCGGCGGCAGCAGCAGCAGCGCUGGUAGAGAAGGGAGGUCUGCUCCCUCCUUGCGGCAGCAGCAUGAAAGCCGUGAGUCCCGUCCGGCACCCCAGCCGCAAGGCGCAGCCCGGCGUGGCGGGCGGUGGCGGCGGGGGGGGACACCCAGCCCUGCGGUGCCUGGCCGAGCACAGCGGCUGCAAGGGGGGCCCGCCGUCGGGCGAGGAGCCGGCGGCGCUGUGCCUGCAGUGCGAUAUGAAUGACUGUUACAGCCGGCUGAGGAAGCUGGUGCCCACCAUCCCGCCCAACAAGAGGGUCAGCAAAGUGGAGAUCCUGCAGCAUGUCAUCGACUACAUUCUCGACCUGCAGCUGGCUCUGGAGACGCACCCGGCGCUGCUCCGGCAGCAGCAGCCGCCGCCGCCCGCCCUGCACCCGGGCAGCUGUCCGGCGGGCACCCCCAGGACCCCGCUGACAGCCCUCAACACUGACCCGGUAAGAGGCUGGCUCUGUUAACAAGCCGGGGGACAGCAUCCUCUGCCGCUGACCGCCGCUCCCCAGGUGUGCGGCGGCGCCGCGCCGCGCAGAGGCACCGCGGGGGGCGGCGGGGCGGGGAAGGCGGCGGGGAGGGGGGGGGACGGGGACACCCAGCCCGGCCCCGCCGCACCGGAGGAAGGAGCCAUCCAACACCACCACCACCACCCCCCCACCACCUCCUCCUCCCGCCCCCGAGCGGUUCCCAUGCUUCAUCCCGGCAGAGCCAGCCUUUUCACCGUUUUGCACGUCCGUAGCGGUCCCCCCCGCCUUUUCCCUUUCCCUGUUUUCCCCCCCUCCGUCCUCCUCCCCGUCUCUUCUCUUCGCUUCCGACCAGAUGUGAGCGGUGUGUCCCGCGGUGGCAGGAGGUUGUCGGACUCGGAGCAGGAAAAGUUGCGACUCUCUCUCUCUCUCUCCCCCCCCCCCCUUCCCCCGGGAUAGAGGACCCCGAGCCUAAACCAGACUUUUUAGAAGCGUUAUAACUCUUAUAAAGGGGACCGAGCAGCUGAACCUUGAAGCUUUACUAAUCUACCAGAGCAUUUGUAGAUAUAUUUGACAUCUAUUGUUUAAAAUAGAUGGAUUUUAUUGGGGCCCAGGGAACUUUCUUCUCCCUGCAGGAAUGUUACAUAUUGUAUAGAUAAAUGAGUGACAUUUCAUACUGUGUAUAUAUAGAGAUGUUCUAUAAGUGUGAGAAAAGUAUAUGCUUUAAUAGACUACUGUAAUUAUAAAAUAUUUUUAAUUAAAUAUUUUUUUGUAAAUAUUAUAAAGGUGUGUAUGUGUUUUUUAAAUCUGUGGGAAUAUCUCUAGAAUACCACAGCUCAAGUAUGGAGCUGCUAAUAUGGAAAUAUCUUGAAUGUUUAGGGCUCUUUUUUUGUCCCCAAAUGUCCUUUAGAUGCGGAAGUUAAAGCUAUAGCUAGUGGUCCUGCAUGAUUGCAUGAGAUGUCUAAUUGCAAAUAAACUUGUUUGGAGUCCAUACAAAUGUGUUUUCCUCAAUCUAGACUUAAAAUGUUUGUAAGUGUAUUAUACAUUUUGAGACUACACUUUUGUCAUGUAGGCACAGGGGUUUUUAGUGCAUUCUAUUAAAGUAGCAGUAAGAUGUAGUGGUUUUUUACCAAGAAUAGAAAAGCAAAAUUCUAUCUAGUUUUUGCAUUAUGGGGGCGAUGCUUUAGAUCUUUAUAAUCAGCUUUUUUUCUUAAAAUCUGCUGUUGCAUCAGAUCAAGAAAUUUGUUCUGGAACUUCAUUUAGCAGCAAAAGGCUUUAUUGCAAACUUGCGUUCCUACAGCCUAUUAAUUGCUUAAAAAGUGAAAACAGUUCUCUGCUUGCAACCAAAGGGCAAAUCAUUAACAAAAACAGUUGCUGUUUCCUUCGUCCAAAGAGUAUUAAUACUGAACUGCAGAAGGGCACAUGGGUAAAGUCGUCAUGAUCGGUGAUGUAAAUUCAUCUUAAAAUGAAUUUAAGUAGACCAAAAAUCAGAUAACUGCGUCAAGAUUAUUUUUCUAGUACAAAAUGACUUUCAUUUCACUGCAGCUAUGUUACAGUUAAAAAUCCUGUUUAAUCUCUGUGAUGUGUAACUACUACAUGUGAACAUUAAACUAGAUUUACCUGUCUUUAA
Molecule: messenger RNA, 2306 nt
Organism: Chroicocephalus ridibundus (black-headed gull)
Lineage: Eukaryota; Metazoa; Chordata; Aves; Charadriiformes; Laridae
Gene: ID4
Product: inhibitor of DNA binding 4
Exons: 3
Coding region: 248-676 (142 amino acids)
Biological process (GO): circadian regulation of gene expression; negative regulation of transcription by RNA polymerase II; cell differentiation
Cellular component (GO): nucleus; cytoplasm
Molecular function (GO): protein dimerization activity; transcription regulator activity
Source: RefSeq, a predicted model, not a curated record